This is a messenger RNA of Engraulis encrasicolus (European anchovy), 1678 nucleotides long. RefSeq lists its product as uncharacterized. The transcript has 7 exons. Bases 15 to 1136 code for a protein of 373 amino acids. The record is from RefSeq and is a predicted model, not a curated record. NCBI's taxonomy places the organism in Eukaryota, Metazoa, Chordata, Actinopteri, Clupeiformes, Engraulidae.
UUGUGAUCUGUGUAAUGGCGGCGGCCGUCGCUUCACUGCAGUGGAAAAAACAACGCCGAAAAGCACAGUUUAAAGACAUUUUGUACAAUUAUUACGGUAUAACUCAGGUUAAAGUAAGACACGAUUCCAUAAAAUGGUUAAAGACUCGUCUGAUUUGUGUUAUUUCUCCCUCCGUGUCUGUCGAUGGCUUUGAGAUGUCACCAGGACAGAUGUGUGAGCACGCAAUUAUCAAGGACAAUCUGUCCGAUUACCCAUCACUGAAGAACCUUAUGCCGGAGGAGUAUGUGUAUCACAUAUGCAGCUGCGAGUGUCAGGAGGGGGACAACUUUAAGGCUCACCUCAAACUGAAAUUGUGUAGCCAGGAUGAGGUGCAGAAGUGGCAGGAGGAUUUCCAGGCGUCAUCUGGUUUGAUCUGGCGGAAGGCAAAGACCUACCCAGACGUUGGUCAAGGCUCAAACAAGUACAGGGUUGGUGCAGCCCCAGACUUCAAAGACCCAGUUGACUUGAGGUGCCAGCACAACACCCGCAGCAGCAGCAAGACCAAAAGAAAUACCUGUUGCCCUGCCUUCAUGAAACUAAUCCUGAAAAGACAGACGUACAGUCAAGGACGGAAGUCAAGGUCUGAAAAUGCUCAUAUUAAAGAGGACUACUACUUCACUGUUGAUCUAAACAACAUCCACAACCACCCAAUCACCUGUGCUGCUGCCUUGGCAAAGAGGGACGUAUCCAAACACAGGGUUGGAAAACGUAAAAAACUGUUUGAGAGUGGCCACUCCCCUGCAUCCGACCUUGAUACGCUUGAGUACGAUCUCGACCUCAAGGAACAGGAAGGUUCCAGCUACUGGCGGGUGGCUGCCGAUUGCUCAGAAGCAGCUGGAUGCACUGGAGCUACUGCUGGCCUGAAUGAGCCAACUCAUCUGCCCAAAGAGGAAGCAGCCGGAUGUAUUGAACAGAAUGAAUUAGAGAAUGAGCUGGCCUACAUUUUCAAGGACCUGACACUGAAGCUGAGGGGUGACCCCAGUUUUCGAGCCCCUAUCGCUAGCUUUGUGAGGUCAUAUAAGGCCAUCGCAACUGACAGUGGACUCCAGUCAGCUCUUUUCAAUUUCACAAAGAGUGAAGUCAAAGUGGAGUUCUAGAGGCUGAAGGGACUCCUCCAAUCCACAACCCAAAUCCCAAUCCAGCCACUGGCCGCCGGGAGGAGGAAAGUAUGUCUGGGAGGAAGGAGCUCCUCCCCCACAAAAAGACGUUCUGCUAAACGGGAUGACCCCUACUAUAGAACUGGAAGGAAAACCGUUGCUCCUCAUAACUUGUCACACUGUGUGGAGACAAACUGUGCCUUCGGGGGAACGUACUGACUAUAUCAUGACCACUUGUGCCUGUCUGAACCUGAACCCCAGUGUGUACCUGUUCCUCAGCCCGAUCCCUACCCGAACCGUUGUGAGACUCCCCUUUCCCCCCCUCAGCUUUAUGUAAAGUGUUGAACGUAACGCAAUUGUGGUCCUGAGUGAUUAUAGUAGGCCCAUUUAUUUUCUUUUACAACUACAUUUAUAGGUCAAUUGAACAUUGUUGUGCCCUCAUUUAAUAAAUAAUGUAAAGCUACAUUAUCACAGAGUUAAGAAGAAGAGAUCUGCAACUUCCGUUGGUACCAGAGAGUUGUGGUGGGACCAGAAGCUGCUUG